CUCGACAGAUAGUCAUCUGUAUUGUCUCUGUGCGGAUUGUUAUACAUAUACUUUUAUAUAGUAAAUUUGUGACUUACCUUUGCCAAUUUUUUUAGAUGGCUACAAAACCAUUGACCAGUGAGGCAAUUGCUCUCACAGAGAAGAAAAUGGACAUGGCCUUAGAUGAUAUAAUUAAGAUGUCCAAGCAAACAAACCCCAGAGUUAAACAGCAGCAGAGGGUUUCUAAUAAAAACCAAAAAUUCUUGAAUGCUGGAUCUAACCAAGGGAAUGCAUCAAAGAUGCGCCGUUUUAUGGAUUCCAGAUCCUCCAUUAGACAGGGGGUUCUUGCUCAGAGAAGGUCAAAUUUCCAAGGUAAUCAGUUCCCUAUGGCAGCUGAGGCUGCCAAGAAGGCUGCAGCUGCUCCUAUUCGUCCCAGAGCUCUUGGCCGUAAUAGGAUGGUUAACUGGAAUAAACCAAGGAUUGGAGCAGCCCCAGCUCAGAGGAGGGUUGCUGAAGGAGGUUUUGCUGGGAAGCAACAACAACAGCAGCAGUUGCAGGCCAAGGUAGUGCCUAAGCAGAGGCCUCAGACUUUGGACUCUUUGUUUGCAAACAUGAAAGAACAGAGGAUGAAGACAUUGUCUCAACAGAUGAAUGCACGACAUAUUGGUGGAUCCCAGCAACACCAGCGGCGAAGGGGUCAAUUUAACAAUUAUUCCAAAUAAGCAGACCUAUGUUCUUCAUGCGAGGAGAAAUGUGGUGUAUCUUGGUUAUUAAAAUCUCUACGCAUGCCAUGUGGUACUAAUAGGUGGAUUUCUCUAGCAACCCUCAAGUCUGUGAUCACCAGCAAACAGCCCUUUUUUUAUUAUAUUUUUAGCCUUAAAACACUUUUCUUCUGUAUCCUGACCAUCUCGAAUAGAGGAACUUGUAGAUAUUUUCAGUUCUUUUUUCGAUCUGAGAUAUGGAAUAGUGUCACAUCUGGUGUACAUUGGGAUGGUGGCUAAAUUUUGGUGGUGCCCAUUAGAGCAGCUGAUACACUUAACUAUGUUUUGCUAUUUCAAUUUCUUCCUGUAUCUUAGCUGGCUUCAGUACCUAUUAGUGGUAUCUUAGCUCA
Telopea speciosissima is the source of this 1090-nucleotide messenger RNA. RefSeq lists its product as uncharacterized. NCBI's taxonomy places the organism in Eukaryota, Viridiplantae, Streptophyta, Magnoliopsida, Proteales, Proteaceae. The record is from RefSeq and is a predicted model, not a curated record. The transcript is spliced from 6 exons. Bases 96 to 701 code for a protein of 201 amino acids.